Messenger RNA from Penicillium odoratum, 2280 nucleotides. Its product is annotated as LIM domain protein. The transcript is spliced from 3 exons. NCBI's taxonomy places the organism in Eukaryota, Fungi, Ascomycota, Eurotiomycetes, Eurotiales, Aspergillaceae. Bases 1 to 2280 code for a protein of 759 amino acids. Gene Ontology annotation, cellular component: nucleus; Z disc. Gene Ontology annotation, molecular function: transcription coregulator activity. The record is from RefSeq and is a predicted model, not a curated record.
AUGAUGCACAAGAAUACCAAGACUGGCCAGCGGAAGGCCUCUCCUCCCGGCCCAACUUACAUGAAUGGCGAUCAGAUCGCAAACUACUUGAAAGACCUCCGAACAAAUCGUCCAGCUCGUCCCACCGGUUCUCGUCCAUACCCAGGGAAAGCAGCGACAUCCAUAACCAAUCCCCAGGAAGACCUACCCCCACGCGCCGCCUCCGCCUUCUCAAUGUACCGACCCUCUGAAGAACCCGUUGAAGAACAAGCCCGUGCUGGUAGCGCGCUGUCGCAUCGUCGAUCAACCUCCCAUGUCCCCCAGAGUGGUCCCAUCGGCCGUCCCUUAGCCCAAGAGCCACGUUCAGUUUCCGUGCGAAAGAACGUCUUCCCCUCGCAAGUCUUCUCGCGUUCUGUGCCUAUUGCUGCAUCGCCAGUCCCCUCUUACCGCGAGAAUGGCCAUCGGCUCCAAGAAAAAGAAGAGGCGCGUUCUCUACGUGAUGCACUGCAGGGACUGGACUUGGAGGAUGACGACGUGCGUAUACAUCAAGCAGCUCAGGACGAAGCUACAGAGCUGGUAUGGAUGCAUCAGAACCCGGGAAUGGCCAACAAGAACCCCUACGCGCCAUAUCGCAAUCCGGAUUCUAGCAAGGGCGAUUCAAGCCCCGCACGAAGAAGCUCGGUCUCCCCCCCUAAGAAACACAGGCAUUCAAUUGGCUCUAGUGGCUCUUCGAGUAGCCCCUCGAGUCCGGAGCUUACCAUGGAUUCAGCGAAGAGACGGUCAUCUAGAGCGGGCCUGAAGAAGAACCUUAAAGUCAAUUUCGCCCUUCCCGAUGAUCCAGCGGAGCCUGUCACCAAGAUUCGAACAGUCAGCGGGGACUCUUCCAAGGGGGUAUUCAAAAACCCCAAUGACCAUAUUUAUGAAGAACCCAACCAGCCUGUUAAAGAAGCAGCCGACCCCCGACCUCUCUUCUCGAGGUCUGACUCGUCGGCGUUGCGGAAUGAACCUCGCAAUGCAUUUUCGCGUACACCCAAGCCUCUUCCCUGGCUGAGGGAUCGGAACAGCAAUGGAUCAGUUCGCGACAAAAUUUCCAAAUUUGAUAUUCAUAAGAACCCACCUACUCAGUCUCGGAACGCUGGGUACACAAGAAACGAACCGACCCCACCACCCGAACCCUCUACCAUGGAAGAGGUCCCCACAAAAGAUGGUAUCGAGAUCCGCAGCGAUGAUAUCCGGGCCGCCACCAGCAAGAAGCUUAAAGACCGAAGCGAGAAUCUUCCUCGGCCUUCUGCUGUCAGUGAUCGAAUCGGCAGACCGAUUGUGAGUUUUGAUCCGAAGUGGCAGCCAGCGGAACAGUCGAAGCCCAACCGCUCUUCCCCACCUCCACUGCCUAUUAUCGAGGUGUCGCCAAGCAUUGAGAUCACUCCCAGCAUUGAAGUCUCCGCACCUCCCAUUCCUGUUAUCAACAUCCCAGAUAUCAAGGAGCCAACUAUCUCGGAAUAUAGCUCGUCAGUCAAACAAGAGAGUAGAUCGAGACCAGUGCCUCCAACGAACCGUCGGGAUCUCCCAACGCCCUCGGGAAGACAGCCUUUGCAACCACAGAGUCGGUGGACCACGCCGUACAGCCGAUCUGGGGUACCAACUGCGAGCUGUGAGGCAUGUUCGCUCGGUAUUUCUGGAAAGAUCGUGACAGCCGGAGGCUGUCGAUUCCACCCGGAAUGUUUCGUCUGCUUCCAUUGCCAAACCCAUUUAGAGUGUGUUGCGUUCUAUGAGGAGCCCUCCGCUAGUCGAGAGGAACGUCUGGCAAGCUCACCAGAUGAAGAUCGUGUGCCUCGAUUCUACUGCCACCUGGAUUUCCAUGAGCUAUACAGUCCCCGCUGCAAGAGCUGCAAGACCCCAAUUGAGGGCGAGGUCGUAGUUGCUUGUGGUGCAGAAUGGCAUGUUGGUCACUUUUUCUGUGCUGAGUGUGGAGAUCCUUUCAAUUCCACAACACCCUUUGUCGAGAGGGAUGGCUUUGCCUGGUGUCUCAAUUGUCACUCUCGCCGCACUGCUGCCCGCUGUCUAGGCUGUAAGCAGCAUGUCCUCGAUGACGUUGUUGUCAACGCUAUUGGUGGGCAAUGGCAUGAACGCUGCUUUACUUGCCAUGAGUGUGGAGACGGUUUCGGUCCUGAAGGCCGCUUCUUUGUCCGUGAAGGCGAGCCGAAGCGUACAGCCAAGGGUCGUAUUAUCGGUGGCCCUGUACAGCUAGCUAUCUGUGAACGAUGUGAAGCCAUUCGUCUCAAGGCACCAGGCAUGUGUUAA